Molecule: messenger RNA, 366 nt
Organism: Klebsormidium nitens
Lineage: Eukaryota; Viridiplantae; Streptophyta; Klebsormidiophyceae; Klebsormidiales; Klebsormidiaceae
Source: the annotation of a GenBank genome assembly
AUGGACACAACAUCGACACACCCCUGGGCCCUACAACUCUCUUCCCCCCUCCAGUUUCUCACCUUGAAGACAGAAGAGGGGGGCGUCAAGCCUGAGAUUGCAAUCCUGUUCUUUGGGCUGGCCCUCAUUUUGGGCGCGCUCUGCAAGCAGGUCUCUGCACACACGCUCGUCCCCUACACGGUGGCCCUGCUCAUCAUUGGCAUUGUCCUCGGUGUCCUUGAUCACGUGCUGCACAAUGGGCUGGGCACGCUGGGGGAGAGCAUCCAGAUAUGGGCCGACAUUGAACCUGGUCUUAUCCUUUUCGUCUUCCUUCCGGCGCUGCUCUUCGAGAGCUCCAUGUCGAUGGAAGUCCACAAGUCAGGGUGA